UACUCUAAAAGCUGCCCGAAAGCAGAGGACAUCAUCAAGCAACAAGUCACACAACUAUAUCACAAGCAUGGAAACACUGCCGUCUCAUGGUCAUGCGAUGCAUCGCUACUUUUAGAGACGGCGCGCGACGGUACUUUAGUGUCGGAGCAGACAUCGGAGAGAAGUUUCGGUAUGAGGAACUUUAAGUACGUAAACACCAUCAAAGCCGCAGUUGAAGAAGAAUGUCCCUUGACUGUGUCAUGCGCUGACAUUAUUGCUCUUUCUGCUAGAGAUGGCAUUUCCUUGUUGGGUGGACCAAGCAUUGAAAUGAAGACAGGGCGAAGGGAUAGCAAACAAAGCUAUGCAAAAGAGGUGGAAGACUUGAUUCCAAACCACAAUGAUUCGAUUUUCGUAGUGCUGUCUCGUUUUCAAGCCAUUGGCAUUGACGUUGAAGCCACAGUCGCUCUUUUAGGAGCUCACUCGGUAGGAAGAGUUCACUGCGUGAAUCUUGUACACAGAUUAUAUCCUACCGUGGACACAACACUUGAUCCUGCACAUGCUGAGUACCUGAAACGUCGGUGUCCUACACCGAAUCCUGAUCCAAAGGCUGUGUUGUAUUCAAGGAAUGACCUGAAAACGCCCAUGAUCAUUGACAACAACUACUACAAGAACAUCUUGGAACAUAAGGGCCUUCUCCUGGUGGAUGAAGAGCUUGCCACUGACUCAAGAACAGCACCUUACGUCCAAAAGAUGGCCAAUGAUAAUCAAUAUUUCCACCAGCAGUUCUCAAGGGCCAUUCAAUUGUUAUCUGAGACCAAUCCUCUACAAGGGGAUCAAGGAGAAAUUAGAAAGGACUGUCGCUACCUCAAUGUCGAUUAAAUAUAUA
Messenger RNA from Vigna umbellata (rice bean), 865 nucleotides. NCBI's taxonomy places the organism in Eukaryota, Viridiplantae, Streptophyta, Magnoliopsida, Fabales, Fabaceae. The record is from RefSeq and is a predicted model, not a curated record.